AUGACUUUCCAGACAGGAUUAAUGAAUAGAGGCCAGAAGGAGUGCGCUUGCCUCUGCAGCGUGGGCCCUUCGUGGGGAUGCCGGUGUCGCCAGCAGCAAUGGGGCCCAGACUGGGGCCCAACCGAGAAGGUGGCAGCCAACAGCGACCCAGACCUGGACCCAGACCCGGAAAAGGAGCACAUCAAGGCAGACGCGGAGGCGCUCUUCGGUGCUGGAGGUGGGAUAGUGAGUCCUGCGCCAACUCAGCGCUGCUCGCUGCUGGUGGAGAUCUUCGCCUCGCUCCCCGGCACCGACCUGCCCAGCCUGGCCCAGGCCUGCACCUACAGCAUCUGGGGCCGGCGCUGCCGGGAGGAGUAUGGCGUUUGUGAAAACUUGCAGAACCUGGAGAUCAUGGGUAUGUCUUGUCGGGAAGUCUAUGCAAAGCUGCUCCACUCAUACAGACACAUUUUGGGAUUGUGGCAGCCAGAUAUCAGACCCUAUGGAGGACUGCUGAAUGUAAUGGUGGAUGGCUUGUGCAUUAUUGGUUGGAGGUACCUGCCUCCCCAUUACCCCCAUGUGGAUGACCCAAUGCAAAUCAAGCCCUCAUUUAGAAUUCCUGAAAGGAAAUCAGCCGCGGUGGAGUGCGUGUACGGCCACAGAGGGCCCCACAGCGGCCCCAUCCAGAUGCUGAAGGACGAGUUCUCCACCAAGUGCAACCAGACAGAACACCACAGGAUGUCUGGCGGGAGGCAAGAGGAAUUCCGAACGUGGCUGAGAGAAGAAUGGGGGCGGAUGCUGGAGGACAUUUUCCAGGAGCACUGGAAGGAGUUCAUCCUGAUGAAGUUCAUCUAUAAUCAGUAUGACAAUUGCCUGACCUACCACCACAUCUACCUCCUGCCCAGCCACCCAGACGACCUCAUCAGGCCAGGCCUCUUCAAAGGCAACUAUGAUGCCCACGGCCUAGGCACUGUCAUGCUCAGCUUCCAUGGGAAGCAGGCCAGGGCCACGAAGAUCACGGGUGACCCCAACAUCCCUGCCGGGCAGCAGACAAUAGAGAUCAACCUCAUGCACCACAUCCAGCUGCCUGUUGUCCAGAACCUCCACAACUUCAACGAGCUCUCCUGCAGCGUCCUGGAGGUUCAUGAGCAGGUGAGCCUGGAGCAGCAGCAGCAGCACCAAGAAGACAGGACUGGGGACAGCGAGGGCCAUGGCUGGCAGAGCCCUGCCCAGCCCAAUGUUGGGCCACCCACUGAGGUCAGGGAGUCCCGGGCUGCAGCUUUGGAGGAACAGCCUGUCCAGUUUGUCCUGCCUGUGGGCAUGAACUCAUGUAACAAGGAUUACCCCCGAACCUGCAGGGUGUGUUUCUAUAGGAUGGGCCUUCUUGCCCACCAUGGCUUUAUCAACCCCGAGCACAUCCCUGGGGUCUUCAUCCUGUUCGAUGAGGAUCACUUCAGGUUCAUCUGGCUGGAACAGAAAUCCUUCAACAUGUACAGCAGAGUCCAGGCCACCUUCCAGAAUGCAGACGCACCAUCCCCACAGGCCUUUGAGGAGAUGCUCAAGAACAUUCAGUCCCUGACCUCCUGA
Eptesicus fuscus (big brown bat) is the source of this 1563-nucleotide messenger RNA. RefSeq names its product F-box only protein 31-like. The record is from RefSeq and is a predicted model, not a curated record. Lineage: Eukaryota; Metazoa; Chordata; Mammalia; Chiroptera; Vespertilionidae.